Molecule: messenger RNA, 958 nt
Organism: Helicoverpa armigera (cotton bollworm)
Lineage: Eukaryota; Metazoa; Arthropoda; Insecta; Lepidoptera; Noctuidae
Gene: Dnaaf6
Product: dynein axonemal assembly factor 6
Exons: 3
Coding region: 163-720 (185 amino acids)
Biological process (GO): axonemal dynein complex assembly
Cellular component (GO): cytoplasm
Molecular function (GO): protein-folding chaperone binding; dynein intermediate chain binding
Source: RefSeq, a predicted model, not a curated record
AAUCACUAUAGUAAAUUCCAUGACCGUUAGCGGUAUCCUAGCAACAAUAUUCGCCGUAGUCACUGUACUUAUCUAUUGGUUGCACGUCAAAGCAAUAUUUUUAUUUUGGAUAGUUUAUCGCUGCAUUUCUUUUUCAAAGAUUUAAAACCUACAAGAUACAAGAUGGAGUUCUCACCGGCCCAUAUGGAAAAACUCGUAGAAUUGUUGAGACCACCCGAACCAGAAGUGUUGCAAGGAGACGAUUUGCCAGCUUCAGUUUUCGACAUAACUUCAACUAGAGGUAAAAUUCCUCCACCCGAAGAGAAAACUAAAACUCCUAAAACAAUCGAAGAGUAUGAAGAACAGGAAGCUAAAGAGAUUGAUAACUUGGGACGAGCUGGCACUGGUUUAGGAGAUCUUAAGACCCCUGAAUACACCAUGAAUUACCGGCAGUCUGUUUCAGCCGAAGAUGUGUUUCUUCAGCUCGGCCCAAAAACGCCAGGAUCGGCCAGCUGCGAGAAUCUCAUCGUACGAGUGAAGAUGCCAGGUGACAAGAUGGAAAAUGUGGAUCUGGUGGUGGACACCACCUCCGUAACGGUCACCUCAUCGCAGUAUUCCUUGAAACUGCCACUACCUCAUGAGAUUGACCCUGAUCGGUCCAAAGCUAGCUGGGAGGUAGACCAGGAGACAUUAGUUCUUACUCUAAGGUUGAAUAGAGAAUUUGAUUUUGUUAAUUUUUAACGUAAGUCUGCAUUUCUAUUUAAUUUAUGUUUUACUUUCUCUGAUCAUGUAGUUAUUUACGUAAGUAGGUUGGUACCUACCUCCCUUGGUUCCUAUCUACAUAUGAACAUAUUAAUCGCAAAUAAACUUGUGUCCACUGUUUACCUGCAUCUUAAAAAGAUAUUUCUCUAGAUGCCGAUCUUCCUCUAGAUUCAGAUAUUAAUAGCCUUGUAUUUACUGAAAACCAUACCUAUACCUA